AUGCCCAAAAAGCACCACAAACACUCAUUCGCGAAGCCUGUCAGUCCCGCUCAUCAUACUUUAAUUUCAUCCGGUCCUCGUAACCAAAAUGAACGGUUUCAAGCUUCGCAGGCCUCGUCCUCGAGCACAUCAACACCAUCGGUCAACGACCUGAUCAACCACCUUCGUCGCACACAGGUUUCCCGCUCGCCUGAAGAUGGCGCUGGCAGUCCAACCCGAUUUGUCGCUCCGCGAUCUGUCCAUCCGUCACUACGGAACUUGCUAGAGCUCCCUGAAACCCCGCCACCUCGUCCCCGCCCGGAAGCACGCCGCGUCGGAGUGACUGGACGACGGCUGCGGAGGACUCCUGGACCGCCUCCUCCCCAGAGCUGGCUUUUGGGGAGUCAUGAUGCUGAUACAUCUGAUGAAGAUCUGAAUGCUACACAUGCUGCGCGAGUUGAAAGGAUCAUAUACCGACUGGAUCGGCUUCCGGGAACGACGUUCCCGCGCAAGUCGGACUUGUUGCACAUGGUUCUGAAGACCAUGGCGUCGCACUGGGCGUGGCAUAUCGAAUACGAUGGGCAAUUCCUGGCUGUGCUGCCCAGUCAUGUUAAGAUUCUGCUGCUGAGCUAUAUUGCUAUCUAUGCGAGAGACCAGCCUCUGAAAGGGCUGAUGCAUGGGCUGAAGCCACUUUUUGAGAAAUUCAGUACCGAUGGCUAUGAGAGUGGGGAUGCAGGGGAUACAGCCCAGGAUGGCGACUCAGAGGUCUCGCGUCUGGAUUUGAGCAGUGCAUUAGGGCGCUGGAUGACUAUAAAACAGCUCUCACAUGAACUUUUCCUCUCGAACAAGUCAGGAGCAAGUCUUGCACAAGGCAAGGCUAAAGAGCCUGUUCCAUCAUCAUGGGAAGAGAUUGAUGACGAAGAAGAUGAAUUGAUGGAUGAAAAUCCUAAUAUGCCCAUACCCAAGGCAUUAAGCCAGGGCCUUCGCUUCCAAAAUCUGCGCUUCCUCUCCUUAGCGCACCCCAAACCCGCGGCUGCGAACUGGAACUCCCUUGUCGACCUCCUAUCGCAUCUAUCAACAAUUACUCAUCUCUCUUUGGCGCACUGGCCUUUACCAACAGUUACGCCGAACGCUAUGAACACGCGCAUUAGGCAUCCCACCCAAAGAUCCCUCACCUUCGCCUAUGGGGGUACUGACUCUUACUCUGGAAUGGAGAACAACUGGGCCGAAGCAGCUGCCAUUCUGCGCAGGGUCUCGCGCGUAACAUAUUGUCUGAAGUGGCUGGAUCUCGAAGGCUGCGGGGACUGGUUUCCCGCGUUGACCUGGGAAGGCGUCAGCCCGGACGGCGAGGCACUACCCUCUGGUCCCGAAUGGAACGGAUCAUGGAGGGAUAUCGAGUAUGUCCGAUUAGGAGCUGGGUGGCUCCCUCGUAUCGAUGACAGUGAGUUUGCCGUACCGCAAAGCGGCACAGCUGAGCGACCGUCGCGAUCCCUCGCUUCGUCCAUUCAUGCUCCAUCUCCCGCUCCGUCCGAUAUCUCGGAUCUUCCGUGGGAUGUCGAGAUUGAGCGCAUCAAGUACAGGCGUGCGAAGGAAUUGGAGUACUACCGAGAGACUCUGCGUUCUGCGAAAGCGGUGCAGAGAAGUGUUCUGCAGCUUCGACAGAGCGGACGAGGAAAGUGGGUGCAUUUCUCUUUUGGCCUGGAGGGAUUGGAUGCUGGCACCCUUAAGAAAUUACUUGGGACUGACUAUCGAAGCUUUGUCCCGUGA
Messenger RNA from Aspergillus pseudoviridinutans, 1746 nucleotides. RefSeq lists its product as uncharacterized. The record is from RefSeq and is a predicted model, not a curated record. The coding region runs from base 1 to 1746 and encodes 581 amino acids. Lineage: Eukaryota; Fungi; Ascomycota; Eurotiomycetes; Eurotiales; Aspergillaceae. The transcript has a single exon.